Salarias fasciatus (jewelled blenny) is the source of this 6192-nucleotide messenger RNA. RefSeq names its product leucine-rich repeat and fibronectin type-III domain-containing protein 4. NCBI's taxonomy places the organism in Eukaryota, Metazoa, Chordata, Actinopteri, Blenniiformes, Blenniidae. The transcript has 8 exons. The record is from RefSeq and is a predicted model, not a curated record. The coding region runs from base 1485 to 4631 and encodes 1048 amino acids. Gene Ontology annotation, molecular function: protein binding.
UCUCCUUCCUGCACCUCAUCUUCAUGCCUCCCUCUCUCUCUCUCUCUCUCUCUCUCUCUCUCUUUCAGUCUGACGCGUGACGCUGCCGGAGACAGAUCACGGAGCUCUCUUCUGCUCCUCGCUGGGAUCUGAACACUCUUUUCGAGCAGAUAAGGACAAAGAAAGCCGAAAGAAUCGAGGAAAAACCGAGCGGAUCAAGAUGCAGAUAAAUGGAUAAAUGGGGAGAAAAGUGACUACUCGGAGGAGGCAGGACAAGUGAAAGAAAGAGGAGAAGAUCUUUCUAAAAAUACAACCCAGCUUACUCCCUGCAUUCUGUUAUUUUCUCUCUCUCCCGUCUUUGUCCCCUCCUUCAUUCAGUACCUGUUCUGUGGGAUUAACAUGACUUAAAAUUCAAUCAGCCUGCAGCCUGACGGAAGAGCGACAGAGGAGGCAGACAGAGCGCUGCAGCUGUCGAGACCGAGUGAGGGGACAGCCAACGGGAGGGGAGAGAGAGAGAGAGAGGGGGGAUAGACAGAGGGAGAGAGGGAGAGGGAGAGAGAGAGAGAGAGAGAGAGAGAUGGGUGUUUUUCCACGGAGCUGAGAUAGAGCAAGAACCGCGGAGACAGAGCGAUGUGACGCUUCCAAGAGUCGCUGUGGAAUGAUCCGGAAAACAAGGUUUGGAGGCACCCCUCCGUCUCCCAAGCCCCCCACCCUCUCCUAAACCCCCUGUUCUCUGCUUCCCUCCAAGGUCACCAACGAACAGCUAAUUCAGGGUGUGGAAACAAACAUGGAUCUCACCGAGUAGAGAGCAAAGAGGCCCGGAGACACCCUGGAUAUCACUCCAGGAAGUAAGGGAUGGACAGAGCUUGCUGAAUGAGUGGCUGAGGAGAAAUGUUGGGGAGAAAAAAAGGAGAAAAGAGGGAAGAUUUCUACCUGGAUUCUAAUUGCUCCUCAACUAAACCACUCAAGACAUCAAGGAAACCCGAAUACAGCGAUGAGGGAAUCAGUUCAAGACACCACAAAUAGGAUUGUAAGCACAGUGGAUUCUUGGAUUUUCAUUCGCCCCCAAAGUGAAGUCUCUAUUUGGGAAUACUGCACCAGGAUCGAGCGAGUCUUUCAGGACCCUUCAUCUGCAGAAGCCUAGGAGGAUAUUGUGGGAUCGAAAUUUUCUUCAACUCUCUGGUUGUCUGACACUGACCUACAUCUGCCUGCGUUUGAUGUUUGUGGGGGCGUGGGAGUGUGCAGGGGAGUCGGACAGGUUUUCAACACACGAUCCCCCCACCCCCCCCCCUCCAUCAACGACCCUUCGCCCCCCCCCCCUCCCGAACACCAACACCCUGCAAGCUGGCCCGACACGAGUAGAAACACCCGGGGCCAGAUCUGUGCGAAACACUGACACACACUCAUACACACAAACACACACAAACCUGGAUACCAUGUGGAGCUGAUUCGGAUUAUAGAGCCGCACAGACGGAAAAGGUCUGUGGAUCGCCAGGCGUUCUACCAUGCCUGUCCCCUUACCCCUCAACCCCUGCAGACAGAAACACCUGCCCCACGCACACCUCCACCCCACACAAAAAGCUGGGAGCCCCACUUCCCCCUCCCUUUUCCCUCCAUCCGUCCUGUCUCUUUCUCUUAUUCCCCCUGUUCUCGUCUCAUCGUUGCCCUCCUCAUCACACCUCAUCCACUGCGCCUGCCCCAGGGCGAGCAAGAGGACGCUCCCCGAUUCGGUCACCUUCCCGGUGUUUCACUGGCUGACGCUGGUCACAUGCUGCCUGCUGCCUUCCCUGAUUGGAGCGGGAGAGACAUGGGGCGUGGUCUCAGCCUGUCCCUUCCACUGUGUGUGCCGCAACCUCUCGGAAUCCCUCAGUACGCUCUGCGCCGACAAGGGUCUCCUCUUCGUCCCGCCGCACGUUGACCGCCGCACCGUGGAGCUGCGACUGGCCGACAACUUCAUCAUGGAAGUGGGUGGAAAUGACUUUGUUAACAUGACGGGACUGGUCGAUUUGACGUUGUCAAGAAACACCAUCCACCUUAUUCGACCUAUGGCCUUCGCCGACCUGGAGAGUUUACGCUCCCUGCAUCUGGAUGGUAAUCGGUUGACAACACUCGGACCCCGAGACCUUGCAGGUCUGGUUAAUCUACAACAUCUGAUUGUCAACAACAACCAGCUAGUCAAAGUUUCCACCCAGGCUUUUGACGACUUCCUGCUCACGCUGGAAGACCUUGAUCUGUCCUACAAUAACCUCAGGAGGGUACCAUGGGAGUCCAUCCAGAACAUGGCCAGUCUACACACUCUGAACCUGGACCACAACCUGAUCGACCACAUAGCAGAAGGAGUCUUUGGAGAGCUGUACAAGCUUGCAAGGCUGGACAUGACCUCCAACAGACUCCGGACCCUGCCUCCCGACCCUCUCUUUGCAAGGUCCCAGACCGGUGCCAUAAGUCCCACACCCUACAACGCCGUCAUAAGCCUGAAUUUCGGAGGGAACCCGCUGCACUGCAACUGUGAGCUGCUGUGGCUCCGGCGUCUUAUCCGCUCAGACGACAUGGAGACAUGUGCCACUCCUGCUCACCUGGCUGGAAGAUACUUCUGGUCAAUCCCAGAGGAGGAGUUCACUUGUGAGCCACCCCUCAUUACUCGGCACACCCACAAGCUCUGGGUUCUGGAGGGCCAGCGGGCCACUCUGAAGUGUCGUGCCAUUGGUGACCCCGAGCCGGUGGUCCACUGGGUUUCGCCGGAUGACCGCAUCAUUGCCAACUCGUCCCGGACCAGCUCCUUCAGCAACGGGACCUUGGAUAUGCUGGUGACGGUUGCCAGAGAUGAUGGAGCGUACACGUGCAUUGCAAUAAACGCAGCGGGUGAGGCGACGGCGACCGUGGACCUGAAAAUAAUCCCUCUGCCGCACCGAGGCGGAGCCGGUGGAAGUACAGGGAGUACCAGCGUCAACGCCAAGACCAACAGGAAUGUCACCAACGGGAUUUUAAGGAGCGAUCCGGGCUCGUCGGAUAUCAGCACGGGGAAAAACGGAGGGAUUAACAACGGCGUGGGACGCGCGGCGGAGGCGGACGACGGGAGGCGAGCCGGAGGGGAGGCGGACGAGGGCGACGGCGGCAGGACCUCCGACGGGGAGCGGGUCGACGUCGACGGGAGCAUGGAGGACGAAGACGGGGAGGAGGAGGAGCAGGGGCGGAUGGUUGGAGUACAAGGAGUCACAUCGACCUCGGCGCAGGUCCGGUGGGAUUUGGGACGUCUGUCCACGGCUUACGUUGUCUGGAUGUAUCAGAUACAGUACAACUGCACCGCCGACGACACGCUCAUCUACAGGAUUUUACCAUCAACCAGUGACCGCUUCCUGCUGAAGAACCUGGUUUCCGGUGUGGACUACAACCUGUGCGUGCUGGCCAUUUUUGAUGACACAAUCACGUCGCUGGCCGCAACGAAAGUCCUGGGCUGCACGACGUUCUCCACCAAGGAUGUUUACCCGGCGUGCCACUCUCUCCAGGCCCACUUUCUGGGCGGGACGCUCACCAUACUGGUUGGAGGCGUUGUCGUUGUCACCCUGCUGGUGUUUACCGUGGCGCUCAUGGUCCGCCACCGCGUUUGCAAUCACAGCGACCACAUGAUAUGUCACAACGGUAACACCGAGGCAGGGGGAGGGGCCUGCUGUCAGAGCGGCGGGGUUGGCGGCGGAGACAAAGGGGGAAACAGUAGCAGUUGCUACCAAUCGAAUGGUUCCGGCGAUAUGAUGAUGGUGGUCCUGCCCAAUGGUCUGCCCUCAAAAAGAGGAGGGGACAAGGAGAAGGAGAAGAGCAGGGAGAAGGACAAAGAGGUGGUGGAUUCUGCUUCUUCUCAGCCCCCCAAACUGCCGCCAAAGCCCAGGGCGAAACCCAAAGUCAACCUGGAGCAGUUUCUUUCAACUGGGGGGGUGGUUUCCACGACGACAGGAAGUGAGAUGGCGCUGGUGGUGAGGCAGCGCAAGCUGGAGAAGGCGCCACCGUACGAAAGUGACAGAACUCCACUCUACUACUCCCCCUCUCCCCCCUCCACCCUGCCCCGACAGUCGCGCUCCAGAGAGCGCCCAAGACCCCGUCUGGAGCGAGAACUGACCAACCGAGCCAGUUUCUCCCUGGCCGCUCCUCUGAGAGACUCGGAGCUGCUGGACUGGAGGAUAACGCCCAGGGGCAGGGACAAAUGGAACUCCUCGCAGGCCUAUCAGAGCCCCCUGUCCCCUCUCAGUCCUGCCUGUGGGACCGUUAGUAAACGACGGCACUCGCUGGAUAUGGGCUCCUCGGUCGCCCUGGCGACCGACGCCGCCGCGACCGUUGCCAGGCGCUACGGCGCCGUCAGCUACGCCAAGCGGCUGAGCGUAAUCUGGACCAGGCGGAGUCAGUCGCUGCACGGGAUGCUGGUGCAGUGCGCGUCGACCACGAGCACGACUUCCUCGACGACCAGCGACGAGGGCGAGAACAGCGGGGGCUUCGUGCCUCCGUGCAAUCUCCAGCGGGGAUACAUCCACGCUUACAACACCACCAACUCCAACUCCAACAGCGGGGUCGCGGUGGGUAAAGCCAGCAGUCUGAAGGACAGGGGUCGGGAGAAGGGGAAGGACGGAAGGAGCCCCGAGGAACUGGAGGAAAGCGUUGUAUAGGGACUGUGGAAAGAGACUUUGAAAACACGAGAGGGGUAAAUGGUUCCACGAAGGAAAUAUUUAUUAAAGAAGGCUAAAGAGGCAUAGACAUGUAGAGGGAACAGCAAAAAUGGGGGGAUAAAAAAACAGUAGAUGAGGGAACGAUUGUCAGGUCAGAUGGUUGAUUUGAUGGAGAAGAGAAAAAUUGCCUCGAGUCUCACUUAUGCAGCUCCUUGAUUUGGCCUGGGAGAAGUCAAGAAAUACGGAGAGCAGAACACCUGGAAGUCGGUGUAGAAUUUUAAGAGGAUCUCUCGCCGACUUGAAGAAUGAUGGGCAGAACCAAAAGCGGGGAUAGAGAAGUGACAAGGAAAAUGGGGAGAGUGUAAAAAUAACAUUGCGAGGGCUGAUUCUAAAAUGGUUUCUAAAAAACUUACGGCUUUAGCGCCCCAACAAAAAAAAAGAAAAAAGAAAGAUAGUCGAGACAAAGAAUGUGGCAGUGUGAAUGGUAUAAAGCGAGGCCUAAUGAAAGGGGGUGGGGGAGACAUCAAUAGUACGACUGAACCAAGGUUGUGUAGCAGAAGCGGCGGUAUGAUGAGCUGUGUGUGGAUGUCAGUAAAGCCAAUACACUAAUAGACCCAGACUUUUGCUAACACUUCAGACCUCCAGAGUGCCAGCCCCGACACCUCCACAUGGAUUUACACUGGAUCAAACGCAACGCCGCGACUGGUAAUACUGGAGAAAGCCUCUCGUCUGGCAAAAAAAAAAAAUAUAUAACGGUCCGGAUGCCACAGCUUCUCUCUGUUACUUUGAUUUCGGACUCCGACAACAGACGGCCAUUUUAAAAGUAUUUUCCAAAUCGCAACGAAUGUGACUUUGUGUCCUCUGUUGUCUGGACAAUGAUUUUGGCUUGCUGUGCCUGCGGAUUAUGGGAGUAUAAAUACAGAGAUGGGCGCAUUUGACAUGAUCAAUCGAUACAGGCUGGAAACGGCGAGUGCUGCACAGACAUUAUUAAAAGAAAGACAUUGGGAUUACAAUGGAGUCGAUAUGGAUUACAAAAUGGAGGAGACAGGGGUGUGUGAUGGAACAUGUGAGUGUGUGCAUUUCUGAAAGACGAGAUCACGCUGGAUGUCAGUCGAUAUCGGACCAGACAAAUGAAUAAUGCUAAUGGAUGCAUAAGUGUGCAUGCAUUGAUGGAUCAGGGAUGGAUCAGGGUGUGUGUGUGAGCGUGCGUGUGUGUGUUUGUGUGUGUGUUCAGGAGUGGCAAUCCGGUCAGUAAGACUCCAUCCAUGUUUAACAUGUUUCGUGCUUUCUGGACACGCUGUGAGAAAAAAAGAAAAAAGAAAAAAAAAAAAAAGAAAUGAGACGCAGGCGGUGAUAAAUUCAAUGUGAAGAAAGAGCAAAGUGUUAGAACAUUUUCAUCACAAGCAGUGAAAAUCACAAUCCUCAGUAAUGUAGCAUGGUCAGAGAGCGGCAGCAGUUCAAAGGGGGGGAAAAUUUCAGAUUCAUUUUUCCUGUGAUUCCUUUGUGCCACAAGAAUUCAUGUUGAAUCCAAACUGUGAAUGUUUUCAGAGAGGAAGAAGUU